GCGGCUGGGGCUGCGCGGAUGGCUGCCCUGGGGGACGAGGUGCUGGACGGUUACCUGUACCCGGCGUGCACCCCCCACUCGUACCCUUACCCGCCGACGGCGAAGAGCAAGGGCGCGGGGGGCGGUUGGCGGCACCGCGGCGACGGCUACCUACCUGCUUCCUCCUCCUCCUCCUCCUGGCCGGGGGCGGCCCCCGCGUCUUUCCCUGGCUACGGACAGCUGAUGGCCGCCGAGUACUUCGACAGCUACCAGCGGGCGCAGCUCAUGGCCCUCCUGUCGCAGGUGAGCCCGGGCCUCGCCCCGCGGCCGCACAGAGUCAGCAGCCGCGACGUGGGCGUGCAGGUGAACCCGCGCCGCGACGCCUCGGUGCAGUGCUCGCUGGGGCGGCGCACACUGCUGCGCCGGGCCCGCGAUGCGGCGCCGACCGAGGGCGCGGGCGGCAGCGGCUCCGCCUCCCCGCAAACGGCCCCCGGGGCCCUAGAUCAGGGCAGCCCGCCGAGCGGCGCCCUGCGGCCCGUGCGCUUCCCGCGCACCGUGGCCGUGUACUCCCCCGUGGCCGCCCGCCGCCUCACCACCUUCCUGGAGGGGGCCGAGUCCGCGGCGGGAGAGCGAGGGCCGCCCCGAAGAGCUCAAGGCCUGGAGGAAAGAGAGGCGCCGGCGAAGAAGGCGCCCCAGAGGCCGCGGGCUGAGGAGGACCACGAGGAGGCGCAGGCCGCCGUGCGGGCGAGCUGGGAGCAGCCUGCCGACCAACCAGGGCUGCCGCCGCGGGAAGCUCGGGGAGGCGAGGGAGGCGAGGGGGGACCUGCCCCUACGAGCCCGGAGCAGCCCCGGUCGGUGGAGAGGGCAGAGGACGGUGAAGAGACGUCUGGCACCGGAGAGGGGUCGUCGCCGCGGAGCCCCGAGCUGAGCAAGGAGCGCCUGCGCUUCCAGUUCUUAGAACAGAAAUAUGGCUACUAUCACUGCAAGGACUGCAACAUCCGCUGGGAAAGUGCUUAUGUGUGGUGUGUACAGGGCACUAACAAGGUUUACUUCAAGCAGUUUUGCAGAACUUGUCAGAAAUCUUAUAACCCUUACCGAGUGGAAGAUAUCACCUGUCAAAGUUGUAAACAGACUAGAUGCUCCUGUCCAGUAAAACUUCGUCACGUGGACCCGAAAAGGCCCCAUCGUCAAGAUUUGUGUGGGAGAUGCAAAGGCAAACGCCUUUCCUGUGACAGCACUUUCAGCUUCAAAUAUAUCAUUUAAAUGAAUGUAACAAUGGUCCUGCUAAAGCUGUGUUAUUGGAACAGAUGUGAGCUUUUCUCCAUGCCCCAUCUCCUUUCCACCUCCCUCUUCUGAAAAUACUUCAUGAAAGGGCUGUGCAUUUUCACAAA
This is a messenger RNA of Choloepus didactylus (southern two-toed sloth), 1370 nucleotides long. It is a transcript of the gene ZAR1, whose product is annotated as zygote arrest 1. NCBI's taxonomy places the organism in Eukaryota, Metazoa, Chordata, Mammalia, Pilosa, Megalonychidae. Gene Ontology annotation, biological process: translation. The transcript has 4 exons. Gene Ontology annotation, cellular component: cytoplasm. Gene Ontology annotation, molecular function: mRNA base-pairing post-transcriptional repressor activity. Bases 19 to 1242 code for a protein of 407 amino acids. The record is from RefSeq and is a predicted model, not a curated record.